Messenger RNA from Drosophila persimilis, 951 nucleotides. RefSeq lists its product as uncharacterized. Bases 37 to 951 code for a protein of 304 amino acids. The transcript is spliced from 3 exons. Lineage: Eukaryota; Metazoa; Arthropoda; Insecta; Diptera; Drosophilidae. The record is from RefSeq and is a predicted model, not a curated record.
GGUAUCACAAAAAACAGCCCAUCGACUAUUGGUAAAAUGCAGCAGCAGCUACUCAACAGCAAUGGAAACGAAGGAUCAGUAUCAACCUUUACCAUAAGAAGAGGCAAUGGGGCGAAUGCGAACACAGUGAAUAGGGAUACGGAUACGGAAAUGGAAAUGUGCUCGAGUAUGGUGUCAACAAGUGAUUACGAAAAUACUGACCAGGAUACCGAUUCAAAGAGUUCCAGUACAACGGACAGUUCGAACGAGUCAGAUGUUAAUAGAAGGAGUACUCACUCAACUCGAUACAUAUUAGCAAAAAAGUCGGAUUCAUGCGCAAGAUACACUAAGAAGGCGAAGAAAGCUCGUCCGAGGAAUGGAACUGACGAUACAAAAAUUAUUAUAUGCCGCAAAGAGCAGGUUAACCUUUCGAACGGCUCCGACAGUGUUGAUGUUGAUUCUCAGCUAAGAGAUAGAGUUGAAGGUGGAGUUACGGGCACCGGCUCCAUCCAGCUGCUUGAAAAUCCGAUGCGAAAAGGCGAUGACGUCGUGGCACCACAGCAUAGAAAAGUGAUUAAGCAAGAACAUAAUGUUGAUAUUAGUCCUGCGUCCGAGCUGUUGAUUCCUGCCCAACAAAAAGAAGCUAUGGAGAUGGAAAAGUUGAAUAAAAUUUCACCGAGCCGAGAAGCUAUUUCAGAAGAAAGAUGUCCGCCUACGUCCUCGUCCUCAGCAACAACCUCAUAUUUUUCAAUUUAUGGAAGAGAUCCUUCUUUAGAAUACUCUGCUAUACCUAAGCUAGGUUUUUCACAAAGAGAACAACCAGUGCUGUCUGGCUGUAUCCGGGAGGACCGUACAUAUGAAAAGGAUCACACGGUCUCCGAAAUGAUACGACAACUUCAACUGAUUAGAAGUCGCUUGCUUACACAGGCAAGUAACAGCGCGAUUAUAUACUUUUGUCAAUCAAAAUCUUAG